Molecule: messenger RNA, 774 nt
Organism: Trachemys scripta elegans
Lineage: Eukaryota; Metazoa; Chordata; Testudines; Emydidae
Product: glycine N-acyltransferase-like protein 3
Exons: 5
Cellular component (GO): mitochondrion
Molecular function (GO): glycine N-acyltransferase activity
Source: RefSeq, a predicted model, not a curated record
AUGACUGGUGACCAGCGAGGCAUCGACGACUCUGAUUUCUAUACCACCACAUACGCAUCGUUCUACUGGGAUGUGGGGGCCGGGCCCUGCAGAGCACUGCUGUCAACUGCCGGGCUCCAGAAUGGGGUGUAUGAGGCCUCCAGGAACAUCAUGGAGGCUAAGGAGGUCCAUCUGGAAGCAUCCCGCUACUUCACCUACCUCCAUCCCCGAGAUCUGGUCAGUGUACCAGAGUGUCAGCUGGACUCUGCCAUGCGGCUCUCAUCCCUGGACAUCUCCCACUCUGCCCUGCUGAACGAGAUGUGACCCUAUCAGGGGACUGAGUAGAGCUGGUGGUACCUGGCCAACCUGAUCCAACACUUCCCCAGUUUCUGCCUCCUGGAUGCCAUCGGCCACCCCAUCAGCUGGCGCCUCAUGGACCCCUUUGGUACCAUGGUGCAUAGCUACACCCUGCCCCAGCACUGUGGGCACGGCUACAUGCAGGUGCUGAUGAAUGUCAUGGUCAAGCAGAUGCAUGCACGGAGCUAUCCCAGCUACUGCCAUGUGGCCCUGGACUACCACCCCACAAAGAGGCUGCAGGAGAGGCAGGGCUUCCAGCGCCAGCCCAGCCUGUGCCACUUCAUCCUCCACAACCCAGCGCUGGGCAUGGCCCCUGCUGGAGCCCCCAGCCCAAGGGAGAGUGUUGGGCUUCUCCAGGGAUCAGUGUUGGGCCCAGUUGGACCAAUAACAUCCCCCAGUUCCCGUCCCACAGGGUCUGCCCUUCUCCCAGACCCAUAG